Messenger RNA from Labrus bergylta (ballan wrasse), 4086 nucleotides. RefSeq names its product nuclear receptor interacting protein 2 (gene nrip2). Gene Ontology annotation, molecular function: aspartic-type endopeptidase activity. Gene Ontology annotation, biological process: proteolysis. The record is from RefSeq and is a predicted model, not a curated record. NCBI's taxonomy places the organism in Eukaryota, Metazoa, Chordata, Actinopteri, Labriformes, Labridae.
GGGGAAAAACACACACACUCACUCUCUGUCACACCUUCCUCACAUCCUCACACAGCCUCUGAGAGAGACAGAGCACAUCUUGACAUUGUGAGGAAGAUGCAUGUCCACAUCAGAAGAGCAUCCAGGACAGGAGAAUAGCCCCAAAAUCAAAGAGACAAAUACAUGCCAAGGACUACAAACUAACAGGGGAAAAAAGAGAGUGAGUGUGCCUAGAGGGAAGGACAAGCUUAUCUACAGAGAGGGCGAAACAGGAGAGGAAGAAGUAACAUCUUCUGUUGCCUUUUAAGGGAUCUGAAGAGCAGUUCUGCAUUUAGGAUUUUCUCAUCCUCUUUGCACACGACUUCUACUCUCUCUCUGUCUCUUGCUGCUGCUGCUGCUGUGAGGUUACAGUCUCUGUGGUACCAGAACAUAAGGGCUUCUUUACGGACCCGACACCAUGAGCGAGGCGAAGAAAGGUGAGCUAGCCAUCCGGGAUAAAGCCAUCCUGCACCAGCAGAGGCGUCUGAAGCAGGCCACCCAGUUCUCACACAAGGACUCGGCUGACCUCCUGCCCCUGGACGGGCUGAAGAGACUGGGCACGUCCAAAGACCUGCAACCUCACAGCAUCGUCCAGCGCCGCCUGAUGGAGGGAAACAUCACGCGGCUUCGCGGUGAGGCCAAAGACCUCAGCGGCAGAGUCCGCUCCCCGCUGGCCGACAACAAGGACGGAGCCGCGGAUGCCGAGGAGAGGAGCGAGAGCACAGCGGACGACUCCACGGAGGAGAGGGAGUCUCUGGAGGAGAGCGAGAGGAGCCUGCGGUCGGACGAGGAGGACGACAGCAGCGAGGCCGGAGCCAGGCAGACGGCUGAUAAGACCGAGGGCACGGAGAGCUCGACCCUCCUCACAGCUCUGCUCGUUCCAUGCAAGUGCUGCGAGACUGAAGUCAAGGCGUUCAUCAACACCGGCAGCCAACAUAACCACAUCUCCACCUCCUGCUGCCAGAGGCUGGGGUUGGUGCCCAGCCAGGACAGCUUGCCAUGUGGUGUGGAGGCCUCAGUGACGGGUCUGCAGCUGCAGCUGGGCCGACAGACAGUCCAGUGUUCAGCUUAUGUCAAAGAGGAUGAGACGUUCGAGCUGUGCCUGGGUCUUCAGACUCUGUUGGAACUCAAAUGCUGCCUGGACCUGAGCAGUCGGGUCCUGAAGCUGCAGGGCUGCGGCGAGGAGGUGCCCUUCCUCAACCCUUCGACUGACAGCCAGUGCCAACAUGACACCAACAAGAACCUGUGAGCACGACGCGACAGCGGCAACCAAAUUUUCCUCAAAUGUCGACCGGUUGCAGCAAACGAGGCGCAAUGCCGCCUGUGUCUGGACUGUCCGAUCACAGUGUCUCACACACUGCCAGAACAUGGCGGAGCAUUCGCCGCGGUUGUUCUUGAGUUUACAUCAUUGUGUUUGUAGAAAUAAGACAUUCACUAUGAUUAUCUCUUAUAUUAAAUUAGUCUUGUUCGCAGAGUGGAUGAACGCCAGUUAUGAGCCAAUCAGAUCUCUGUGAGUCUAAUCACUCUUGAUGAUUAUACUGUAUAGUCAAUCCAAUUUCUCAGCUGCUUUGUUACGCUGAUGGUCUGUUAAAGGGGAAAACAAUGACUUGAAAGUCAAGUUUUGUGGAUAUUUUUUUGUGAUUAGGCUGUAAACAAGUAAAUGUUUUUCUUAAUUCAAUAAAUUUAAAUGUUGUUAAAGGAAUAGUUUGAUAUUUUGGGGCACACACCGGUUAGUUUCCUACCAAGAGAAGCCCAAUCGUCCAUUUCCAUUUUUACUAUCUUUUCAGUAAUUCAUCGAUAACAUUUAGCUAUGCCUGCUAGUCAUGUAUUUCUUUAACCUUUUGACCCUGUUUUGCUGAUUUGAAGUCAUUUAAAAGUUUGUCAAUCAUGUUACCUAACAGAAAAUCAACUGUGAGCUAAUUAUUUCUAGAUAGCUAACCAUUUCUACAGUUUGCCCCGAGCAUCUGCUGACACAACAUUUUAGCUUGAAAGUGAGCAAACCGUUAAAAUGGUUAGCUACUUAUUCACACUUUGCUCAUUUCUUUUAGCUAGGCAACUGCUGGCUCAAACCUUUGGAUAACUAUUUCAGUAGCCUAUUAACUAUUUUUAGCGAACAGUAUCAACGGUAGGCUCAUAAUUUUUUUGGCUAACAUGGCCAACGGUUGGGUCAAUAAAUUUAGCUAGCACUUUGCACUGUGGGCUCCUAACUUCUAUUUCUAUACUUCAUCUGUUGGCUCAUUAAUUUAACCCCAAAGUUCAAGCAGUUAGCUAAAUAUACAACCAAUGUAUCCCCUAUUUUCAAAAAUAUAACAUUUUAACUGUUGGUCUGUUUGCUAACCUUUAGCUAACUAUUCCAUCUUUAGCUAACAAUAUCAACUGCUAUUGGAGCACUACUUUUAGCAAACAUUUCCAAAAUGUUUCCAUAACUUCUAUCUUAACAAUCCAACGGUUGGCUUCUUACUUUCAGCUAACUUUUUCAAAGAUUUAUCCAAUUCUUUUAGCUCAAUAUUUUAGCCAUAUGCUUGUUAGCUUUACUUAGCAACUGUAGCUGUAAGCGCCCUACUUUUAGCGAAGGAGUUUUACUCUUGGCUUUUCACUUCUCGCUGAAAGGUUAAAUCAUUGACCGCUUACAUUUUUUUACUCUUUGUUUUUACUUGGUUGGCUUGUUAGCUACUUUUCACAUUCACUUCCACAAUAUCCAGGUGAAAAACUGACUCAAAAUGUGGAUAAAUUCUCAGUUAUAUUUGCAAAGUAACUGCACUACCCUACAGUCAUACAACCUUUAGCAACUGCUGGAGUAAACAAAUAAGUGAUUAAGUGUUAAUUAGUGAGCUUUAGACAGCUGGGGAGGUAGGACCAUCCUUUAAGGCCUAUCAGACAAAACUCAAAACUAUUCCUUUAACAAUGGCUCAUCUGAAAGUGUCAGUGCUCAGGAUGCUUUUUCAGUGGGUUAAAAAUACAUUUUUAGGAUGUUUUUUGAAGUCUAGUAUAAUGAAGUCAAGGCCAGGCUACCUCUGUAAUAAACAAGAACGGGUUUUGAAGAAUUUUUUUAAAGAAAUUUAAGGAAAAUACCUAAGAAACUGAUGUUCUUAUGUUUAGCUUUGUAAAGCCCCUUUGCUCUCUCUUCCCCCCAUCAGAAGACUGAUUUGUUGAAGUUUUCCAGGAGUGCUAUUAAAGUCCGUCACGACAGCCUAGACUGCGCAUUUGAGUAGUUCCCUAUUUAUCCACUCUGAUUAAAAUAGACUUCAGGCCAGCCAGCGAAACAUAUUUCAGUCAGACUACAGAAAUAUCAGAACAUUCCAUCUGCAUGACUUUGUAAAGUUUUGCCUUUGUGUGAGUCUGCAUGUUUGUGUACUAGUCUGAUUGUGUCACGUUGAGAGUCUGAUGGGGCUGGACGUUUGUACGUUUAUAUGUGCUUGUAAGGAGUCAAGGCGGGAUUGUCUGCCUUGUUUUCGCUCUUAAUUCACAUCAGAAAAAAAAAAGUGGAAUAUCUUCCCCACCACACUGGUCCACCACCAAGCCCUGGGAAGAACAAGCUGCCAAAAGCCAACCCCAGCUGCCUUCCCUCUCUGCGUUUUUCAGGAGAUUUUCAUCAAUCGGCUGAGGCUACCCCCACUCUCUUCAAAUCAUCAUCUUUUUAAUUCAGAGGGCUCGUCUUCUUGGGUGCAUCUACCACCUUUUUAGGCUGAUGUUAUUAACUUUUUGAUGCCUCAAGUUUGUUGAUUUGAACGAUAUGAACUCCCCAUUUUAGUGCCACCUGCCUUUUUCUCGUCAUGGUGUUUUCAAAGCGUGGAGAAUCAGGAAGAUGUGCUCACCAGAAAGGCCAUUAUGCUCCGCUUUAACGACACCUGAGCCGCGACAUGCUUUCUGACCGUGCUACAGUAUACGUCUUACCUCUUUGAGACUUAAUCCACGCUAAGUUUUGGCAAUGUUUGUUUCUCUUCGGUGUACUUGUGACCUUCCUAAGCCGUAUGAGAGGAGUCGAUGUAUGACAGAAAUUUAUUUUUGGUGUUUCUCUUCUUCUGAACAGUAUUUUCUCUGCCUAAUAAAAUAUGUAUUCUGGCUAUA